Molecule: messenger RNA, 1619 nt
Organism: Tachyglossus aculeatus (Australian echidna)
Lineage: Eukaryota; Metazoa; Chordata; Mammalia; Monotremata; Tachyglossidae
Gene: PORCN
Product: porcupine O-acyltransferase
Exons: 15
Coding region: 96-1481 (461 amino acids)
Biological process (GO): lipid modification; protein palmitoylation; Wnt protein secretion
Cellular component (GO): membrane; endoplasmic reticulum
Molecular function (GO): Wnt-protein binding; palmitoleoyltransferase activity
Source: RefSeq, a predicted model, not a curated record
UGGCAGAGCAGGAGGAGAAGGGCCCUGAGGCCCAGAGGCGAUACCCACUGGGCCCCACCGCCUUUUCCUGCAAGGUCCGGGCCGGGAGAGCAGCUAUGGCCGCCUUCAGCCGAAGGGACUUCUACCAGCAGCUGCUGCAGGGCUGCGUGGUCCCCACUGCCCAACAGGGCCUGGACCAGAUCUGGCUAUUGCUGGUCAUCUGCCUGGCCUGCCGCUUCCUCUGGAGGCUGGGGUUGCCCUCCUACCUGAAGCACCUGAGCACCGUGGCGGGCGGGUUCUACGGCCUCUACCACUUCUUCCAGCUGCAGAUGGUGUGGAUGGUACUGCUCAGCCUCCUCUGCUACCUGGUGCUCUUCCUCUGCCGCCACUCCGCCCAUCGGGGGGUCUUUCUCUCCAUCACCGUCCUCAUCUACCUGCUCAUGGGGGAGAUGCACAUGGUGGACACGGUGACGUGGCACAAGAUGAGAGGGGCCCAGAUGAUCGUGGCGAUGAAGGCCGUGUCCCUGGGCUUCGACCUGGACCGGGGGGAGGUGGCCGCCAUCCCCUCCCCCGUCGAGUUCAUGGGCUACCUCUACUUCGUGGGGACGAUCAUCUUCGGACCCUGGAUCCGCUUCGACAGCUACCUGCAAGCCGUGGAGAGCAGGGAGCUGAGCCGGCCCUGGGUCCAGAAAGUAGCCUUCAGCCUGGCGGCUUGCCUGCUCUGUCUCGUCGUUUCCACCUGCGUCGCUCCCUACCUCUUCCCCUACUUCGUCCCCAUCUACGGAGACCUGUUACUCCGCAACAAGAAACGCAGAGCCAGGGGCAUGGUGGUGAGGUGGCUGCGGGCCUACGAAAGCGCCAUCUCCUUCCACUUCAGCAACUACUUUGUGGGCUUCCUGUCCGAGACCACGGCCACCCUGGCGGGAACCGGCUUCACGGAGGAGAAGGACAACCUGAAAUGGGACCUGACGGUGUCCCGGCCCCUAAACGUGGAGCUGCCACGCUCCAUGGUGGAAGUGGUGACCAGCUGGAAUCUCCCCAUGUCCCGCUGGCUCAACUCCUAUGUAUUUAAGAAUUCCCUACGGCUUGGGACCUUCUCCGCCGUCAUCGUCACCUACGCGGCCAGCGCCCUGCUACACGGCCUCAGUUUCCACCUGGCGGCUGUGCUGCUCUCCCUUGGCUUCAUCACCUACGUGGAGCACGUUCUCAGGAAGCGUCUGGCCGCGAUCUUCAGCGCCUGCGUGCUUUCCAAGCGCUGCCCCGCUGACUGUCCGCACCGCCACCGCAAGAGCCCGUGGGUUCGGGCGCUGAACCUGGUGUUUGGGGCGCUGGCCGUCUUCCACCUGGCCUACCUGGGCUCCCUCUUUGACGUGGACACGGAGGAUGCCACGGAAGAGCAGGGCUACGGAAUGGCUUACACCAUCUUCAAGUGGUCAGAGCUGAGCUGGGCUAGCCACUGGGUCACCUUCGGCUGCUGGAUCUUCUACCGCCUCAUUAGCUAAGGGAGGGUGGCCGCGCGCCGUCCUCCCGCAGCUCCCCCCGAAGCGUCCCUCAGAGCGGGAGGCCUUCAGUCGUUCAGUCAAUCCAUCAUUCAUUCACUCAUUCAGUCGUAUUUACUGAGCGCUUACUGCGUGCAGAGC